Molecule: messenger RNA, 1019 nt
Organism: Salvia hispanica
Lineage: Eukaryota; Viridiplantae; Streptophyta; Magnoliopsida; Lamiales; Lamiaceae
Product: rho GDP-dissociation inhibitor 1-like
Biological process (GO): Rho protein signal transduction
Cellular component (GO): cytoplasm; cytosol; membrane
Molecular function (GO): protein binding; Rho GDP-dissociation inhibitor activity
Source: RefSeq, a predicted model, not a curated record
ACAAGUUUCAUAUAUUUGGUGCUCUCUUUUUUUCUCAUUUUCCCUUUUCUUCUUCUAGAAGGCGUUCAUGAUUAUGAAGCUGUUGGCAAUCUGUUAGUUAAAGACAACAUUCCCAUUAAUUUACCCUUUUUCUGAAAGAGAGAAACAAUGACUUCGGAGGGUAGUUCGUCGUUGAAAGAGGAGUUAUCCGAUUCCGAUGGAAAACCAGUUAGUCGGAAUCCGAGUGAAGCCUCCAUGUACACUGAGGACGACGAAGAAGUCGGCCAUAUCCAGAUCGGUCCUAAAUGUACAAUCAAGGAACAUCUCGAGAAAGAUAAGGAUGAUGAGAGCUUGAGGAAGUGGAAGGAACAACUCCUAGGAGGUGUGGAUGUGAACGCCAUUGAUGAGGCUCAAGAGCCAGAUGUGAAGAUAAUGAGCCUGAUGAUAUCAUCGGAGGGGAGGCCGGACAUUGUGCUUCCGAUCCCGGAGUCGGGGAACAUUAAAGGGUUGUGGUUCACGCUAAAGGAAGGAAGCCAUUACCGUCUCCGAUUUUCGAUCAAGGUCAGCAAUGACAUUGUUUUAGGCCUCAGGUACACUAACACGGUGUGGAAGUCUGGCAUCAAAGUCGAUAGCUCGAAACAAAUGCUCGGAACCUUUAGCCCUCAGGCGGAGCCCUACUUGCACGAAAUGGACGAAGAGACUACUCCGUCUGGGGUUUUUGCUAGAGGCUCGUAUUCAGCAAGAACUAAGUUCAUAGAUGAUGACAAGAAGUGCUAUUUGGAGAUCAACUACACAUUUGACAUUCAGAAAGAGUGGGCAAAGUCUUAAAAAUUGCUGCUGCAAGGAUUUACUUCCCUCAAAUAAGCCCGGCCCCACAGCCACGUCACUAGACUGCCACUUGUGAUCGUUAACAAUUUUAUUUUUUAAUUGUUGUUUUAGACUUUUAUUUAAAUAUGUCUGAUAAAAUUAGUUACAAAAUGUUUUAGAUAAAAAUGUCGAGGAGCUUUUUUUUUUUUUUUUUUUUUUUUUAAAGUGAAACA